AACAGCUCAGAGUGAUUCUUUAUGAAUCUUUAGGAGGUCCCAGAAACACACCGACAUGAGGACAAUGGGGGGCGUCGACCGACACACAGCAGCCAAUCAGGGAGAGUAAUGAAGUCAAGGAGGAAGAGCAGGCGGUCCAUCUCAAGGGUGGCAGAUAUUAACCACACACACACACACACACACACACACACACACACACACACACACACACACACACACACACACACACACACACACACACACACACACACACACACACACACACACAGACACAAGCUUGCACGCAUGCACCCUCACACAUGCAUACAGUCUCACACACACAUAGACACACCCAGGCAGACAUACACACACAAAGGCACAACCACACACAUUCACACACACACACACACACACACACACACACACACACACACACACACACACACACACACACACGCACACACACACACACACACACACACACACACACACACACACACACACACACACACACACACACACACACACACACACACACACACACAACCCAUACACUUGCUGUCGGAUGUGGUUCUCUCUGUACCCUGUCGGUGAACAAUAAUCUGUGGUUGUAAAUAUAUAGGUAACCUCCCAGCCUGAACAGGUCUGAUCUCUGCUCUCCUCAGCGCUGAAUGUGUUCAUUCAUGUGUGAACUCAUCUGAGGCGUAAGAGGGACGGAAACACAUGAAAUGGAGAAGCAGAGUCCUCUCUUCUUCUGCUUUCAACCGCUCCUCUCCGGCCACCGUGUCGACAGCCCGUGACUCACGUCUGGAGGAAGCGAUGACUCGGGGGCUUCGGGCUCGCUGUGAACAUUAAGUCUCUGCAUCGCUGGCCGACGGCAGGAAGAACCGCGCUGAAGGAAACAGGUUAUUUUUGGUGCGACGGACAUAAGGAUAAGUUGUUGUGUUCAGAGCCUGCACUGCACUCGCUCUGCCUAUUCUGCCAAGAGCAGGGUUUGGAUCCCAGUCUAGGUUCAGGUCUGGGUCUGGGUCUGGAUCUGGUUCAGGGUCUGGGUCUGGGCCUAGGUCAGGGUCUGGCCACCCAGCCUACGGGCCAUGUGAGAUGGAGCUGAGCUCGUGCACAGAGGACCGGAUCCACCAUGCCCUCCAGCGGUGCCUUGCGGGCCUGCACCGCGACGCCCCCAACCAGGACUUCUGGAACGCCGGUCUGAGUCUGAACCGUUGGGGUCUGGAGGAGCUUCUGAGAAGGGAGGAGAAGAACUCAGUGAUCCUGCUGCAGCACCUCCUCACCAAGACCCAGGAGGUGUUGGAGUCCAGUCAGUAUGAGCUGGUGGUGCCUCUGACCCUGCUGUUCUCCUCCACCCUCCUCGAGACCUCCCAUUGGGUUCCAGAAGGUUCAGUUCUCCAGAAAGCCUACAGCCUGUUCCACAGCUUCCUGUCGUGGCCCCAGCCCUGCAGCUUGGCCUCCAGGCGGCUGCUGAAGGUGCUCUCCACGGAGCUCCGCGCUCCAGGUAUCUCUUUUCAGAGGCUGGUGAGAGAAGAGCAGUGGCUGAAUUCAGGGAACCACCACGCUAAGACCAUCACGGUGCUGCUGGGUGGCGGGGGGGAGGCUGGGCCCCCAGACGUCCGGGCCCUCUCCGACCACCUCCAGCGGGGGGGGAUGACCCCGCGGGCCGCCGCUGUCCACCUUGUCUCCCACGCCGUCCGGGCGUCGCUAGGCAACGCGUAUGCCCCGCGGCAGCUCCAAGCCGCGCUGCAGGCCAGAGGAGAUGAGGAGCUGCAAGAGGUGCUCGCCGUGGUGACGGACAGCAUGGAGACGGCCGCGUCCUCAGGGGCGCAGCCUGAGACCGCCAGGCGGGCUCUCAUGGGGCAGAUGGAGCAGCUAGCCCAGAGCCUCGGGCUUGGUAGCUCCCAGGCUAACGGCGGCGAGGUCAGCAAAGGGUCGCCUCGCAGCGCCGAUAACCUCUCCGGAGAAGGGGACGAAGGUCCUGAGGAUGUGCUCCAGCUGCCGUUUGCCAAAUGCCACGUGUGUCCCUGGGAGAAAGACAACUUUGAUAAUCUGAGCUCCAUCCUGGCCCACGUUGUCCACCACGACCUGGCGCCCGACCUCUACUACGACUCAGAGGAGGAGCAGAAGGAGGAGGAGGGGGAGGAGGAGGAGGAGGGGGGGAGGAACGGAACGGACGACACGGCGGUCCGAGGGGAACCGGCUGAAACCGGCCGGAGCAAGAAGGAGGCCCGGCUGAACCGGUUCUCCAGCGGCUCCUCGUCCUCCCGGGAUUCGGGGCUGUCCUCCAGCUGGUCUGUCCCGUCGCGCUCGCCCCGGUUGUCGGGCGUUGACAGCGACCUCACCGGGGAGGUCGUCGUGGAGACGGAUGACGGCUCUGCCUCCGGCGCGGCGGCGGCGGAUCGAAGGAAGCCCAAGAAGAAGUCUCAUUCGCUGCUGAGGGUGGAGCGACUGGCCCUGAUGUUCAAGACCCCUCGCAGCCCCACGGCUGGCCGCCGGCCAAUCAGCACUGGGGCCGACGGGACCCUCUGGGCCGAUCCGCCCAACAGCCCCCGCUUCAAACGCUCCAAGUCCCUCCCCCGCCAGGUGCGCAACCCCCCCCGCAGCCCCCGCGCCCCCCCCGCCCCCCCGCUGGGGGACCGUCCCGUGUGUGUCCGGCGCCGCCCCAUCCUGAGCUGCGAUGAGGCAGAGGGGGAGGAGCCCCCGAGCCACACCCUGGUGCGGGUGGUGGUGCUGGGGGGCGACCGGGAGCUGGGGCGCCUGGCCCGGGCGUACGGCCGCCUGCAGCGCAGCGAGCGCAGGACCCCCAGGCUCACCCGGAGGUGCCGGCUCCAUUUCUUCUUCGUGCCGGCCCGGAGGCCGAUGGGGGAGGGGCCCGCGCCGGGCGACGGCCCGACGGAGGCUCCGCCCCGGGCCACGCCCACCUCGGAUCCCCCCGGACCCCCCCAGCAGGAGGCCUCCACCGACGUGGCCCACCUCCUGGGGCUCAUGGACCCCUGGUACCAGCGCAGUGUCCUGAGCCUGCUCAGCCUGUCCUCCACCAUCCUGUACCAGACAACAGCGACCACAGACGAUGAGGUCACAGGAAGCAGCAGCAUGGAUCGUCUCCCCCUAUUGGCUGACCUGCUGCUGUACUACUGUAGACAUGCCCACCAGCCAGCCCUGCUGCAGCUCUACAGGGCAGAGUUGACGCUGGCGGGGGGGGCCCGGGUCAGGGAAGUGUUCCUCUACUCUCUGGAGCUGGGAAACACGGCUGGAACCCGGGCGGUGCGGGCCAUGGGCGCGGCCAGCAAGCGGUUCGGUAUCGACGGCGACCGGGAGGCGGUCCCACUGACACUGGGCGUGGUCUACAACCAGGUGUCUGUGGGGGGGAGGGGCCGCUGGACGGAUGCGGGGGAGGUGGUCUGCACCUCAAUCAACCUCCACAAGGCCUGCAGGAGGCCGGAGCUGGUCGACCUUGGCGUGGAGAACCUCCUGCUGAGCAUGACCGAGGUCCUGAAGAGGCAGUCAACCCGCUCCAAGAUGGCGGUCAACCGGCUGUGUGUGUCUGAGGUGCGGGUGGACCGGGUGUGUGUGAGGGGCCGCGGCGGGACCACCUUCGCCGUCUGCCUGGACCAGGAUGAGAAGAGGAUCAUUCAGGGGGUCAGCAGGUGCGACGUCUCCCUCUGCUGUAAACCAGGAAGCAGCACUGAUUGGCUGUCCCACCGGCCACUCCCGGGCCGCGUCAGACCCCUUCACCCCGCCUACUGCUCCAUGCUCUGCCUCCCCGUCAACUCCUUCACGGCCUCCCCCCACUGACCCCCCCUACCCCCUGCCGGCCGGCGACGCCUCGGACACCGCUGACCGCCCGGAACACCGUGGACCGUCCGGAACACACCGGACGUUCCUGGAGAACAAGGAACACUCAGAACAUCCUGGGAAGGACCGAGAAGGCUCCAGAAAGAUCUGGAACGGAACCACACUGGAGAACAUUAGUGUCUGCUGCCAGUCGGUGCUCCGAGGUUCUGGUCGAGUGUUGUUGGAAGUUCAUAGUUGGUAGGUGAGAAGAACUUCAUGGAGAACAUUGGAACGUUCUUGGGAGUUCUGUAGUGUUGGGUUGGAGCUCAGGUCCACUGGGAUCCCCUGCUCCUCACCCUCACACUCAGGGAGAGGAAGGUUACCACACCGUAACCAGUGUUAAACUCUAAUCUGUCUGUUUAAACUGGACUUCAAUCCGUUACUCUCCUCUUCAUCAUGGACUUCGGUUUAUUUAGCUUUAAGUCAUCGGUCUACAAACAAAGAGCCUCGAUAAACCUUAUUGCCUUCAGAGACAUCCCAUAAUAUGCCGUUCAUUUCAUCUGAUUCUGGUCAGCUAUAUUUGCAGCAAAAGAUUUUUUUGUUUGAACAACCGAAUGACAGACAAGAUUCAUUCAUACAAGAUGCAAAAUGUACAUUUCGUAAUAUAAAAGCUAAAUUAUGUUUAAAUUUUAAAGAAAUAAGGACUAAGCCGUCAAGUGAUGUUAAAACAAUUUAAUGUAAUGUAUUAAUAAAGAGGAGAAUAGAUUUAAGUA
Gadus macrocephalus (Pacific cod) is the source of this 4535-nucleotide messenger RNA. RefSeq names its product phosphoinositide 3-kinase regulatory subunit 5-like. Lineage: Eukaryota; Metazoa; Chordata; Actinopteri; Gadiformes; Gadidae. Gene Ontology annotation, cellular component: phosphatidylinositol 3-kinase complex, class IB. Gene Ontology annotation, molecular function: 1-phosphatidylinositol-3-kinase regulator activity. The record is from RefSeq and is a predicted model, not a curated record. Gene Ontology annotation, biological process: G protein-coupled receptor signaling pathway; positive regulation of MAP kinase activity.